CCUGCAACAAGCACUCACCGUCCGUAGCUGCGGCAGGAUGCACAGCCCCGCAGUGGGUGCCAUUUGCAGCCCCCUGGUGCCUCCCUGCUGCACUGCGCCCAUGUCUGUUCCUGGAGGCAGGAAAUCCUCAGGCAGCUCACGCAGGAGAGCAUCUCCCCCUGUCACCAUGAGAGAUGUAUACGGGACGUCAUCAGUCAGCAGCAGCACAUCUGGCUCCUACAAAGGGAGUGACAGCAGCCCUGUGCCUAGACGCUACUCUAAAUACACCCUGUGCAGUGAAAACCAUGGCAUCAAACCACCAACCCCAGAGCAAUAUCUCACCCCCCUGCAACAAAAAGAGGUGUGUAUCCGGCACCUGCGGGCACGUCUCAAGGACAUACAGGACGUUCUACAUGAGAGAGAUUCUGAGGUGGAUGAGUUGAGAUCGCAGCUGAGCCGGAUGCAAGAGGAUUGGAUAGAAGAGGAGUGUCACCGAGUGGAGGCCCAGUUAGCUCUAAAGGCAGCUCAACGUGAGAUUCAGCAGUUGCGUGAUGUCAUGGACAAUAUUCGGAGUCGUCUUGGAGACGAUGACUCUGGGAUCCAGCAAUAUUUCAGUGACAUAAACCUGCAAAAUCGGAAAUUGGAGACUCUACUACAGAGUGUGGAGCUGGCACAGGAUGGUGCCCCCCAUGGAGCAGAGGGUGGUGGUUCUACAGGAGACUCCCCUGCUCGAUCUCUGACACGAAGCUCAACUUACACCAAGCUCAGUGAGGCUCCUGCAGGGAAACGUCACUCUGAUACUGGUGACAGUGGUUUUGCGGCCCCUGAUGACAGCAGUGCAGUGUCUUCUGGCACAGAAUUCUGCCUUGGAGAAGGACUUAUUUGUCCAGAAGCUCAGUACCCCCCACUGUGUGUGGAAGCUGCUGUUCAGGCAAGCAGUAUGAGUGACUGUGGGGUGCAAACAGAUAUUGUUACAGAGUCUCCAGAGACAGAAAUCCUCAUAGAGAAGGUACUGCAGUCAUCUAGCAGUCCAACCAGUAAUGAAACCAAGGAGCUGGGAGAAACCCCUACAACCUCAGAAACCAGUUGUGUUGUGCUGGUCACAGAUGGAGCCUCUGGUGCAGAAGCUGGAGCAGAUGAGGCAGAUGCACCCCUUACCUACUGGAGUCGUCACUUUGUGGUAGACCUAAUGGCUGUAUUAAUUCCUGUGGUACCCACUGUGGCCUGGCUGUGCCGUGCACAGAGGCGUCAGGGGCAGCCUGUUUACAACAUCAGCUCUCUGAUGCGAGGUUGCUGCUCAGUUGCCCUACACUCAAUUCGCAGAAUCAGUUGUCGUCCUGUCAAUGCCACCCCUGGCCAACCCUGACUUUACCAUUAGACAUGUAACUUAGCACUUUGAGGGGCUAUGCAUUAUUGUGCCCCAAGGGAUCAUUGUUGGUUGGGGGAAGGAAAGUGGAUAAGUAGAUCAGUGAGAGCUGCAUGGUGGGGUUACAUCUCCCUGACACUAGCAGUGGAAUGAUUACAGGUGAAGAUCACAUGCUUUAUCUAGGGGUCAGUGUGUUCAUUAUAGGUAAGCAUGGUUUCUUUGGACCAGUGAGAAAAAAAAAUAUUUUUAUGUCACAUCUAGAAAGCUUGUUUUCAAAAGUUACUUGUCUAAAAACACAUGUAUGUAUGGGUUGCUGCAUGUGAUCAGCCAAGUCUGCUCACAGUAAUUGUGUGUACAUCUGUCUAGUUUGCUGUCCCAUGUCAUAUGCCCUGUUCACUACUGUAAGGUUACACAUUUGGGAUGAGGCACAUUUUGGCUUUUAUCCAAUGUAUCAUGUAUGUGGGAUAAAAAAACAAAUGAUUUGUGCCUAGAUGCUCAUAAAUUAAUAGAAAAAAAAUGUAGCGUUAGGUGACACGGUAAAAGCCAUAGUCAUGGGAUAGAAAAUGCACAUUGUGCUCAGCUGAACUAGUCUUCUGUCUUUGUCCAGGUGCUUCACAUUCUACUCUGUAUGUCCUAAUAAUCCUUCCAUACUUGGUGCUGUUCUUAUGACACACUUGGUUCCUUCUUCAGUUCUGCACCUAGUUGCCUCAAGCAGAAAACAGCAGGCUCACAACUGGCAUUUACCAGCCCUGAAACAGGACAAUCCGGCAAAUAACUAGAAGAGGAACUUUGAUUGUUACAGUUCUUGGCCAGCCAGUCCUGAAUUUGUGCCUUAUGAUUUUAGUUAUUGCCCCUGUUCUUAUUUAUGUCCCAGGUCUCCACUUCUUGGUCUAUGUUUUCCAGUUCAAUGCCUGCUCUCCAUUAUUUCCUUAACAGCUGUAGUCUUGAUGGCUGGAGUUGUGCUGCUUUUAAUGAGGUUUUUCUGCUGAAGAGCAACUAUUUCCUUUUACUGUAUUUAUUUGUUAAACAUUUUUUGUCACAUUUCCUUCCUGUAUCAAACAGUUCCAUAGAUGUGUGUGCUUGAGUUAGGAGUGUGAGCUUGUGCUCUAUAGAGGUGUGUGUGUGUGCUUGAGUUAGGAGUGUGAGCUUGUGCUCUAUAGAGGUGUGAAUGUAGGUUAGGACAAGUGUUUGUUGUACACUUUUGUUUGCACUAAGUAAAUAUUGCCAGAGUAUGCACAUACAAAUUCACCUUUAUGUCCUAUCUGUGUAACCAAACCCCAGUUUUCUUUGAGUGUGCUUACACAAACUUGUUCCUUCUAGGUGUACAUACACCCCCUCCCCAUAGCCUACUGUAAUACUGCAGGGCAGUAUGUGUUGCUGUCCUACUAGGCACAGGUUGAUGCUGGCCAUAUUCUGUCUCCUGUGUUCAGCAUCUAGUCACUGUAAUAUAUUGUGCGUUGGUACAUUGUCAUGUGUUGUUUGGGUGCAUGAGGUUACAGGCUUGCCUCUCCCUGGAGGAGUGUCGGUGCCUCAUUAAUAAACAGAAGGCUAUGGCAUUUUGGUUCAGAUUAAUAUGUUGGCUGUUGGUGUGCCAGGGUAGGUGCUGGUCAUGCUCUGUGCCAUCAUACUUCACCAGCAGUGAAAAUAAAAUAGAAGGGGUGGGGUGACAAAUGAACCUGUCGAGCACAUCACAUUGAAGUUUCUGGGCCGUUCCAAUGCAGUCACUCGAUUCCUGGUGAAUGUGAGAGCCACUAAGCUUUGCUUUCAGGUUUAUCUAUCAGAAAUUAGAAUAAAUUAACUUAUAAAUCUAUAUAUAGACAGAGCUAUAUAUUUUUGAUGUUGCUGCUUAUUGUCUGCUAUCUGUUCUGCUGAAUGUAUUAAACUGGCCUGAGCCACAUGACAUGGU
Bombina bombina (fire-bellied toad) is the source of this 3251-nucleotide messenger RNA. RefSeq names its product syntaphilin (gene SNPH). The record is from RefSeq and is a predicted model, not a curated record. NCBI's taxonomy places the organism in Eukaryota, Metazoa, Chordata, Amphibia, Anura, Bombinatoridae. The transcript has 5 exons. Gene Ontology annotation, biological process: neuron differentiation. The coding region runs from base 38 to 1345 and encodes 435 amino acids. Gene Ontology annotation, cellular component: cytoplasmic microtubule; mitochondrion.